Messenger RNA from Wyeomyia smithii (pitcher-plant mosquito), 5706 nucleotides. RefSeq lists its product as uncharacterized. Bases 4407 to 5063 code for a protein of 218 amino acids. The record is from RefSeq and is a predicted model, not a curated record. The transcript has 8 exons. NCBI's taxonomy places the organism in Eukaryota, Metazoa, Arthropoda, Insecta, Diptera, Culicidae.
GCCUUAAUUGCAAAAAUCUUCUCUGAACUCGAUACAAAAAGCUGCGUGUAGAAAAUUCUGCUUCAGUUUAGUUUGUUACACAAUAGCGAGAGCAGUGCAGCUGUUAAAGGUACGCGACAUUGAGAAACGAGAGCUGCAUACGAGUCAACUUCCAGGCACUGCGGAACAUGUUACACCUUUAUUUUGCAUACGGCAGCAACAGUUACCAUCGUACGCCGCAGAAUAUUUAGCUGGCACAGCUACUGGAGGGCACAGCGGAGAGCAAACUUUAUUAUGCGCGGUCAAGCAAAAUAUUCAUGGUGCGAUUAUCAGCGUUCUGUAGCAAGAAUUUCUAACUGAAUAUUAUGGAAUCGGUUCUUUUCAGAACUAUAGAUGCUUGAAGAUAAGAGUUAUGAGAUUUUUCGCAACUGCUUCUAGUGUAAAAUUUUCAUGUAUUCAUGCAUCGUUACCCGACCAACCACUCUUUAAGUUUCUUCAUGAAACGAGAACAAUCGCUAUCGAUUAGUUUCGAACCAAUAUCGAUUGAUUUCAAUUGUUGUCGUUUCAUAAAGGUGCAUAAAGAGUGGUUGAUCGGGUAGUUUUAAAAUAACGACUACCGAAAAUAAACGGUAGUGUUGCCUAUGAACGGUUUAGCGCAGUAUAUAAUAUUGUCCUUUCACAAAAAAAUUAGAAUGCAAGGUAUUUUUAAGUUUGUCUUGAUCGAGCAAAGAAUAUCUAUUGAGAGUGUGGAAUGAUAACGUCUAGUUCGGAUGACAGUUGGAAGUAUAAUAAAGUUUAUUGAAUGCUCUCUUUUUAAUAGAUUGCUGUGUUGAACACAGCUGGGUCGCAGCUUACUAAUUUCCAAUACUCCUUCUUAAGCUGCUGACCUCAGUUGAGUAACCCAUUGUUGCUCGAUUGCGUUCGAGUUUGACACGUUGUAAUGCUUUUGUUAGACCAUCUGCUACUUGCUCAUCAGUCUUGACGUAGUUCAGCGAAACAAUAUUCCGAUCCAGUGCAUCACGUAUAAAAUGGUGCCGGAUAUCGAUGUGCUUCGUUCGUGGUGUAUAUCCGCCGUUUCUUGCAAUGCAAAUCGUGCUCUGGUUGUCACACCGUAAUUCGAUUGGGUCAUCUUGACCGAACUGCGACACCAGUCCUCGCCACCAUGACGCCUCUUGUACCGCAGCAGAUAGGGCCAUGUACUCCGCUUCGCAGGUUGAUAGUGAUACGGUGGUUUGACGCCUACAGCUCCAAGAUACUGCUCCGCCUUGCAUGACAAACACAUAUCCACUCGUAGAUCGUCUGUCGUCGAGAUCGGAUGCCCAAUCCGCAUCGGUAUAACCUAUCAGCUUUGAAUCGCCGGUUACAGAAUACUGCAACAUCAUCUUCGAUGUACCUUUAAGGUACCGGAAAAUAUGCUUAACGGCUUCCCAGUGUCUCAGUCCAGGAUUCGUAUUGAAUCGACUCAUUAGGUUCACGGCGAAAAGGAUGUCUGGUCUGGUGCACUGUGCCAAGUACAUCAAACACCCAACAGCCUCCUGGUAUGAAAUCACUUUCAUUCAUUCAAUCUCUUCCGGUGUCUGCGGUGCUAAUUCUUUCGUGAGCUUUUCUGCAGCGUUCAUUGGAGUAGUAACAGCCUUCGCAUUUGACAUGUUGAAUCGACGCAAGAUGGAAUCAAUAUAAGCCUCCUGGUCCAGCGACACUGAACCUUCCGCUCGGGUAACACGAAUGCCCAAGCAGCUCAUCACAGGUCCCAAGUCCUUCAUUCGGAAGGUACUGCUGAGCUUUGCCUUGAUAUCGUUCUCAACUGCUUCAUUGUUAGCAAAUAUCAGCACGUCUUCAACGUACACCGCAACAAACACAGUCUUUCCAUCUUGGAUCCAGUAAUAUAAGCACGGGUCGUAAUCGGAUUUUAUUAGCCCCAUCUUCUUCGGCGCGGCGUCCAGUUUGGCGUUCCAAACUCUGCUGGAUUGUUUGAGUCCAUAGAGUGCCUUGUUCAAGCGACACACAAAUUGAGAGUGUGGAAUGAGAACGUCUAGUUCGGAUGACAGUUGGAAGCAUAAUAAAAUUUAUUGAAUGCUCUCUUUUUAAUAGAUUGCUGUGUUGAACACAGCUGGGUCGCAGCUUACUAAUUUCCAAUAAUAUCAUAUUCAUCAUUAAAGGCAUGUACGAUUUAUUGCCAUCAGCGAUGGGCACCAUUUCGCCUAUUUUUAGAUCGGUUAGUGAAUAUGAUACGACAACAUCGGGUACGGGUUUGUUAGAGUUCGCAUGCUUUUGGCGAUUUGAUGUAUUUAUCACAACAAUGCCAUGAUAUAUAAAAUAAAAGUCGUGGGACAACUAUGUCUAUUAAGCUCAAUUUUGAAGAUGCAAGAGACAGACAUAGAAACGAUGCGCUGUACACUUUUGCGGUACUGGAAAACAUUUAUGUUAUCUCAGGAAACAAAUUUUCAAAAAAAAAAUCACAGGAGGGUUGUGUGCAAAGCCACGACCGCAAGGAUGAAGUAGAAUACUUUUACAAGAAAGAUAACCCGGCUGCUUACGUGUCAGUCAUUUUUUCUAGUAAAUAAACUUUGACUAAUCAGAUCAAUCGAAUUUUGCGCUUCAACAAGGAUUGACCAUUUUUAAUAAUAUAGUAAGUUGCUUGUCAUGGUUGGGGCUUGACCGCUUGACCAUUUUUAAAUUUUGAGAUGAAAUUUUUUCGGAUGUCUUGCUCAUGACUGAAGGAAAAGAUAAUUCAGUACGUUUUGAGACACGGAGAUGAAGUAAAAUUUAUUACUUUUACAAAUUUAAAAAUGUUAAUUACCUCAUUAGAAAAUAUUAACUCUUCAAUCAAGUUUUUAUUUCAUCCUGAAAAGGACAAUUUGUUGUUCAUUUUACUAUCGGAUAAUAUGCCGAUCACAUCUUUGCGUUAUCACUGACAGUGCGAAUAAAGUAUUCCUUGUGAUAAAAUAAACAGUGAAAAGCUGAUUUAACACUUCAAACUAGACGGCUCACGUGUUGUCAAAAUGAGUCAACUUUUCAUUGAAUGUAUUUACUAAUGCCCACUAUCACAUAGAGACUUCAUUUCACUAAAGUGCCUCACUGCAACUAGUUCGCUAUCCACAGCCAUGCCACAAUUGUGGCCGCUAUACGCUACCAUUGGUAUCCACUGUCCCUGCAUCAGCUGGCCCAGCUGCUAUCGUUGCUGGAAUCCGCUCGCUACCCAUUGCUACGCCACAGCUUUGGCCGCUUUCCGCCAUCGCUGGUAUCCACUGCACUGUUGUCGCUGUCUAGAACUAUUAUGAGCGGCUUCGGCUGAAACAGGCUCUUAUAUAGGCCAAAUAGCAUGUUUCAAAUUGCAAGGUAUAUGAUUCUGUCGACCGUGCUUGAGAAGCAAUCAUAUAACGACCAAUCAGAGGUCGAAUUUUUCGUUUUGACAAGGCUUGACUAUUUUCAAUAGUACAAUAGUGUGAAUAAUAAAACUACAAUUAUCUUCUUUUUGGAAGAAUCUUAGAAGAUUUUCCAAUCUAUUGCUGCAAGAACGAAGGAAUUCCAUCGAAUACUAACCGAUUUAUUAGCAUUUGAAAUUGGACAUAUUUUUCACUUUUUUCGGUUUUAGAUUUUCAUUUCACAUCCCUAUGUAGCCGAACUUCCUGAGAGAAGUAUUCUACUUCAAAAAAGACUUUCUGAAGCACAGGAAUUGUAGAAAACCAACAGAAGUUAUGGGAAAACUAGGCCUUUGAAUUUCGUUUAGCGGUAGGGCUCAGAAGCUUCGGUUUUUCGAAAAAUGUCCUCAAUGGUAAAAAUAAAUUGAAGCUGAGAGAGUUUCCCAGCUUCAAAAUAUAUAAAUAUUUUUUUAACCACAAAAGAUCAAAAUAAUGGUCGCAGUGGUCCAAAUCUUACAAAAAAACACUAGAUUCUAACGUUUAUUGCAUCUCUAAGGAAUUUGGCAUCACAUUUUUUUUUGUAAUUGAACAUUUUUUCAUUAGUAGAAAAGUAUAAUUUCACCCGCACGACUUCCCGAAGUCCGAUUGUGCUGAAAUUUAGAAUAGUGACUUCUUUCGAGAAGACGAAACUCUUGAGCCGUACCUCUAAAUCCCUGAACGAAAUUCAGAGGUCUUUUUCCCGUAUAUCUCAUCGACACAUUUUUUUGUUGAGGUUUUAACCGGCGGUCAUUUACCAGUCAAAAACUAUGUAUGUGGACGAUGAAUUACAAUUAGUUUAUUCGUAGAACAUUCUGAUUGCAAGCCAUAUCAAUGCGGCUCUGCUGCAUAGUCGGGGGCAACACUCAGGUAACUAGACUAGCAAAAUUCAUAAGGCUCGCCUUAUGAAAUAGCAAAAUUAGGGAAAACUGAGAAUUCAUACGGCAAACAUGAAUUACAUACGCUACCCAGGAUUUUUUUUACACCUACGUGCGAUUUUCUUACGUCAUACAUUGGAUUUUCAUUGCCAUGCCUUAUGAAAUUCAUUGGUGCUGCUUGAGUGAAAAAGUUAUAAGAAAGGCGUAUGUAAAAGCAAAAAUGGCGUCCACCACUAUCGACGAACUAAAGCUAAUUGCGGAUUUGUUGAACGGUGCACCAGGAGUCGAUCUGGAAUUAUUUCGACGAGCGAAAAUCACUACAAUCCAGCUACUAACAUUCACGGAAGAGGAGCUGUUGACCUCAAUCGGAGUACAACCAGAGGUUGACACGCGACAGUUAUGGUCCUGGAUAGAUCUACAUAACGUGACACUAGUUUCGGAAAAGGUAGAUUCGAUUCAUGCGGGCGUUGAGAAUCAUCCACAAGCCGAGCAACCAACAGAAGACUCUGAAACCGAGGAAGGUAUAUUUAUAACCAAAGGUCCGCCUCCUAGCUCAACAGAGUGUUUUGACCUCAGUACAGUAACGAGAUUGAAACAGAACACAUCACAAGAUCUUGACGAAGAAAGCGAAGACCUCGUAGCGCUUUCUUGUGAAGACAUAACACGUCACUACGAGAAUUCAAGAGCACUUAACAGUAAUCAGAAAGACGACAAUGAUCCAUCAAACGAGCCGUAUCCAAGUGCUGGUCGUGCCUCCUUUCAAGCAUCAGCUGCGAAGCUCCACAAGAAGAAAGCGCACCGAUUUUGAUUCCUUCAUCUCGUCGGCUCACUCCUGAUUUAUUGAAGCAGCUUUUAAAACAAUCUAUUUACGGCAAACAGUUGUUGCAGACAGCUGAAACGUAUAGCCUGUCCGAUGCCGGUAGAAAGCUCGUUGUCGAUACCGUAGCUAUAAGAUACCAUUUAACUCUGAACCGUAAGACAUCGGCCGAGGCAGUCGAUGAUUUGAGCGACGUUAUCGUGGGGUUAUUUACGAAGAAAAAAAGGAGACGUAUUACAUGCCAAAAGCAAAAAGAGAAGCAGCACAUUUCACCUAACGGCAAUAGUAUCGAGUCCGUAGAAUUUUUGCCAGGAGUAGUAUCUGCAACAACCUGGCUGGAAUUGAACAAAUUGCCAUGGAUGACUGUCUUGUCGCAGUGGGAGGUUAGUUUUCCUGCUAGACAAGCUUCUUUGCGACAACACUCGAAGGUCAGUCACAUUAUCCACAGUUUCCCGCACCUGGCCGAGGAAUUCGGAUACCAGCUGUUGGACAUUGAUUACCGGAAGCAAAUCCUGGGAAAUCCGGCAGAUCCUUCCAAGAAGCGGAGUUUAUUGUUUGAGCCUAUCGCACAAUAUAUCAGCAAAAACACCAAAGAUCCGUCUGCCAAAGAUUUAUGCCGUGGCCUCAAAGAAAA